AUGACAACAAACUCCCCGCCGUCCGUCAUACUUACAGAUGCACUCGCAUCUCUGAAUAAAGCAGUAAACAUAGCAUUCACGAGCUUACAGGAUCAAACACGUCAAGAAGUCACACAAGCAUGUGCUGAAGCACGGGAAGCGCGUCACGAGCGGGAUGAAGCCGUUAAGGCUCUCCAUGAGCUUAGGCUUGAGGAGCAGGCGUGGAAGCAAGAGGCUGGUGCCCGACAGUCCGCUGUUGAGCAAGCCGAGUUGACUAUAAAACACCAUGCAGAGACGAUUGCUCAACUUCGCUACGAGUCCGAGCAAUGGAAACAACAGUGCCUCCGUCUCGAAGACACAUCGCGCCAGGAAGCCACCAGCUGGAAGGAGCAAUUCCUACGCGUUGAACAGGAGCGAUACAAGCUCGCAACGCGUGUGGAUGAGCUUAUUGAAGAGCAGCUUUCUCAUUCUGUCCAGACGCAUGCAUCUAUCACUCCAUUCACGACAAUGCUUCGUUACCCCAACACAACCGCAAGCACAAGUCUUAGCGAUCCAUCCGCAUCCACACGCCACCGUUUCCCUCCCUAUACCUCCGAACUUCCUGACGAAUCCAUAUCUACGUCGUCAUCCAAGGCACCCAAACCCAUAUCCACACAACAACUCCCUACCCCCAUUUCUGCGAAUCGCAGGGCCUCCGGAGACAAGUCAAAGCAGUACCUAAUCCGACGCGUUCAGGCGGUAAUCGAGGUGCCCGUAAAGGAGGAGAGCGUGGAGAACACGAUUUCUAAUGAAACACCGUUUGCAUCAAGUUCUUCUGCGUCAUUAUCAAGCUCGGAUUCAGGAUCCACAGUACCAGGACCUAGUAGACCAACUUCAGCCAUCUCGAGCAAAACCAUACCCAAACUCAGCAAACCUACCAGUGCCCCUAGUAAAACUGGACAAGGUGUCAACAAUAUUGUCUCAGCUACCAGCAAAUCCACAUCACUGAACAACAAGCCUAUAUCGGCAGCAUCCACCAAGUCCGCCCUACCACCGUCCAAAUCUACAGUAAGACCUGGUAAACCCACACUCUCCGGGACUGGCAACAAACCACUAUCCAAUAUUGCUACCAGCUCCUCGUCCCGUCCCGCCCGAAAAAUAAGCACUAAACGACAGUAUAUCGAGAUUGAUGAAGACAAGGAUGGAGAAGAUAGAAUAUCAGAGCAGUGCAAGUCAGGUAGUGAUGCGGCUGCCGAGGACGAAGUUGAUUCUUCAGAAGAGGAAGAAGACGAGCUGACGCUGGGCGCAGAAGUAUAUUCCCUCUGUCGUGAACAUUUGUAUCAGCAUGCUGACGCUUACGCCCGCCAGGAAAACCGCCGCGAAAUUUAUGGUACCAAGCGCAUAGCAGCUACGAGCAGUAUGAAAGCCGUGUCGCAGGCGCCGGCGAAAAAGAGGAAGCUGAUUUCAAGCACGACUGCCAUAAUAUCGGGCGGUGGGAAGAAACCUCCUGCGAAGAGUGUGCGCGGGUGA
This is a messenger RNA of Suillus subaureus, 1488 nucleotides long. RefSeq lists its product as uncharacterized. The record is from RefSeq and is a predicted model, not a curated record. Bases 1 to 1488 code for a protein of 495 amino acids. NCBI's taxonomy places the organism in Eukaryota, Fungi, Basidiomycota, Agaricomycetes, Boletales, Suillaceae. The transcript is spliced from 5 exons.